Phlebotomus papatasi is the source of this 1275-nucleotide messenger RNA. RefSeq lists its product as uncharacterized. The transcript is spliced from 4 exons. The record is from RefSeq and is a predicted model, not a curated record. NCBI's taxonomy places the organism in Eukaryota, Metazoa, Arthropoda, Insecta, Diptera, Psychodidae. Bases 1 to 657 code for a protein of 218 amino acids.
AUGAGCGACGAAGAGGGACAUAUUGGUUCAUUGGGCCGUGGAUUCCUGAAACAAAGCGGAGAAUACUUUGCAACCGGUCAGAGCAAAAUUCAGCUUCAACCAAAUAAACCAAACGAUCCAUUUGAAGCUUUUGACCAGCAGCAGUGUAGUGCACCGAAGGAAAAGGAUGUAAAUCCAUUGAUGCUGUUUAAAAUGACAAUGAACAACGAAAUUGUGGAUAAAAUCUGUGAUGAUCGAGAGACAGAACUUCUGCGAAUGGUGAAAAAAGGCGAUGACAACUUCCUGUCUAAAAUUGCUGCUCCGGAUUUGAUAGCUAAGUUCAACGUGACAGGAAGAGGAUCAAGAAAAAAUUUACUGGACUAUCAUAUUUUUAAAUACAGUUCAGAGAUAAUGCAGCUGAAUAUGAAGCAGCUCAGGGUUCAUGUGGAACGCCAACAAUCCAUAAUCCGAUCGAGACAGAGGAGGGCAGCACAAAAGACUACAUCGAUCCCAACCCUGGAAGUCGUUCAGGAAGUGGCUCUUACAGACGCGGUCACGAACAACAAUUUCUUUUCGGAGGAACCUGUACCUGCCACACAUGCACUGUCUACCGCAAACACUACAUUUUACGAAUUUCCGGCGACCAUUAUACCUCCGUCAAGUUUUUCCAAUGUAUAAAUCUUAAUUUUUAUAAUCUCUUUCGAUCUCUCUAAAGUUUCAACUUCCACUGUCGAGUGCUCUUUUCUAGUUUUCUCUUUCUUUUUAGUUUAUUUUUUUCAUAUCUUAGUAAAUUUAAAACAAAAUCACUUUUUAAUCCUAAUAGCCUUAUUCCUCCCAAUUCUGAGGUAAAUCCUUAAUUUUAAAAUUUUUAAAAGACACCGAUACACAUAGAAACGUGACUUAAAAUGUUCUUUAAUUUUGAACCCGGUCGGGAGAUUGUUCCAAAAUCUUUAAAGACUGAAAAUGAAGUUUUGAUUUUAAAAAGUUAACUUAAAAUUAGGCUUUCUUUAUUUCUGAAUUCAAGGAAGUACUACAAUUUUUUUUAAUAAAGUAAUUUUGAAAUUUACCUCUUAAUUCUUUUAUGAACAUUAAACAUAUCAGUUAAAUCUGUAGAGUAAAAAUUUAUGAUUCUAUAUGUAUUGAAAGUGAAAUCUUAAUGAUGGCUUAUAUAUCACAACAGAUGAAUAAUUUUAGAGAGUUAAAGUUGUUAAAACAAUAAACCCAGCUUUAAGAAGUUAACCUUAACAAUUUCAACAUUUUCUUUAAGUUUAGUUGGGAGAAAAUGUAUUUCAAAUU